Molecule: messenger RNA, 5895 nt
Organism: Cynoglossus semilaevis (tongue sole)
Lineage: Eukaryota; Metazoa; Chordata; Actinopteri; Pleuronectiformes; Cynoglossidae
Gene: mpp3a
Product: MAGUK p55 scaffold protein 3a
Exons: 20
Coding region: 1841-3676 (611 amino acids)
Molecular function (GO): protein binding
Source: RefSeq, a predicted model, not a curated record
UUUCUUUUUUUUGUUCAUAUAGAAAAGUUGUUCUAUUCCUUUGUUUCACUUUACAUCGGUCUUUACCAACCAGGGGCACGCUGAUUCCUAGUGGUACAAGAGAAUACAUAAUACAAUUUUUAUUAUAUAUUAUGAUUGAACUUGAACUGCAUGCUGUUAACAAAGUCAAGUUAACUUUAUUUGUAUCGCCAAAAUUGCUGGAAGACCACAAAUUAUUAUGUAAUAAUGACUACUGUCACAUGUCAUUGAGCAACAUUUAAAGAAGCCACGCAGUAAUAUUAUGUGUAAAUUAACAAAUCCUAAAAUUAUUUUAAGAAAAAUGUUGUAUUAAAACAGCUCUGAGGCAGGACAGGGAAUAUUGAUCGGUUGACACAGUGGAUUUGACUACAGAUCUCUCACACCUCUGUGCAACAGUAUCUACAAGAGCAUUUUGGGUAAAUGACACACAGAAAAGAAAACCUUGAACGAUGAGCAGCGCGGGGCCUUGAUGGGGGAUGAGUUGGUAAAAAGAAUGGCUGGGGAGAAUCAUUAAGACGCCAGCUGGCCAGUGUGUGCAUUACAGGCAGUCAGACAAAGAGCCUCUGGCAGCCUCUCUGUAGUUGCAUGUGAGAGCUUCAAAACACCACUGCCUGGCUGAAGGAGGAGGGGGAGGGGAGGCUGGAGCACGCUGCCAUCAGCAGCAGCGUCACAUCCAAGCCUGAGAACGACAUAGUACAAAGGAGGGGUGCUGUAUAUAUCUGUAUAUGCAUAUAUGUCUAUAUAUACAUAAUGUAUGUACAGUACAGAACUGUUUCUAAACACAACACAAAGCUUUGUAUCAACCUAAUUAGGUCUAGUAACUCAUUAGGUCUGUUGUAAAAUCUGACUUGUGUGAUUGUGACUGACAUUGAUCUGAACCACAAAUCAUACCAUAGAGUCAUAUUGUCUUCAAAACUACAUAAUUAGGUUGAUGCGAAGGCUGUGACAGCUAAAUGGUAGAAGAAGUAUAAGGUCCAAUGCUUUAUAGUGGAGGCCCCUCUCCUCCCCCGUGCAGACACAUUUAUGGCUAUUGCUUCAAAACAAAGCUUUAUUUAAAUCUUAUGUUUUCCUAAAUUACAAAUAGAAACUACUGCCCUGCAGCAAGUGUAGAAAGCUGGUUCUUAUGUAUUUAUGUUUGAAGUUGGACUGGGUUACAUGUUUCCUCUAAGUUGACCAUAGGUAUGAAUGGGAGUGUGAAUGGUUUUCUUAGUCUCUAUAUCAGGCCCUGGGUUGGACAGGCCAACUGUCCAGAUUGUAGCCUCUCUAACCCGAUGAAUGAUGGAUUGGACUCCAGCUCACCCUCUGACCCUGAACAGGAUCAGGUGGCAGAAGACGUAGUGAUACUGAAUUGUUUUUACUCACUUAUUUUUAUGCUGAUGGAAGAGAGAAAAUAAUUAAAAAUAGCAACAUCAUUUUUAAAGGGAACUGUUCCUCUGCUGUGACUGAAGAUGCACAAACAGAAGCUACAGGAUUUCAUAAGCAGGAAAUAAUUAAUAUCUCUGUGGUACUGAGAGAGAGAGAGAGCGGUGGCAUCUCCAUGGAUGCUGAGGGAGGAGGGUGAUGAGCUGAUGAGGGGAGGGGCUGGGAGAGCAAGAAAGACAGAAAGCGAGGGGAGAGGCGGCCACUCAGACGCUGCAGGUUUGUAAGAGCAGGACUCAGAGAAGGAGGAGGAAGAGGAAAAGGAAGAGAGGAGGAAUCUAAGGGAGAGAAACGGUGUGGCUGCAGCGGGGGAGGAAGCUAAACACAGACGAACACAGAGACAGAGGUGAUACGGGAGGAGGAGGAAGAAGAAGAAGAGACUCAGACCCCACCCCACUGACCCAUGAUAGAAGCCAUGCCGGUGCUCACAGCAGGAGCAGGGCUUCAUGAAACACUGGCCCUGCUGACCUCACAGCUGCGGCCUGAUGCCAACCACAAAGAGGACAUGGUGUUCCUCAAAGAUGUCUUCAGUGAGAGGAGCCUUGCAUACCUUAUGAAGAUCCAUGAGAAACUACGGCAGUACGAGAGGCAGAGUCCUACACCGGUGCUCCACAGUGCCUCCUCUCUGGCGGAGGAUGUUACAGAGGAGCUGCAGAGUGGACCAAUGAGCUCUGAGGAGAAGGAGCUGCUGCACUUGCUCACAUCACCACAUCUCAAAGCCGUUCUCUCUGUGCAUGACAUUGUGGCUCAGAAGAACUUUGACCCCGUGCUUCCACCGCUACCAGACGACUUCGAGGACGAGCUGGAGGAGGAUUCUGUGAAGAUUGUGAGGCUGGUGAAGAACAAGGAGCCGCUGGGAGCCACCAUCAGACGAGAUGAAGCUACAGGGGCGGUGAUUGUUGCUCGGAUAAUGAGAGGAGGUGCAGCUGAUCGGAGUGGUCUGGUACACGUAGGAGACGAACUCCGAGAGGUUAACGGAGUCUCUGUGAUCCAUAAAAGACCAGACGAGAUCAGUCAGCUGCUGUCCCAGUCCCAGGGCUCCAUCACACUCAAAAUAAUCCCUGCAAUUAAGGAGGAAGAUCGACUGAGGGAGAGCAAGGUUUAUGUGAGAGCUUUGUUUGACUACAUCCCGUUAGAGGACAAGGCCACGCCCUGCCAGGAAGCAGGACUUUCCUUCAAAAGAGGAGACAUCCUGCAGGUCGUGACGCAGGACGACGCCACAUGGUGGCAGGCUAAACGUGUAGGAGACAGCAACCAGCGGGCUGGACUCAUCCCUUCUAAACAGUUUCAGGAGAGGCGACUGGCCUACAGGAUGAAAAUGGGAACUCUCCCGAAUCCAAAAUCCCCUAAAAAGCCUGACUACGACCAAGGAUGUGACAAAGAGGACUGUGACUGUGAGGGCUAUUUCAAUGGACAGUACAUAGUCUCUCCUAAGUGUAAAGCAGUGGCGCCCUCCUGUGGCCAGGUGUUUUCCUGGGAAUUUUAUUCAGCUGGUUUACGGAGGAGUUUUCGUCUGAGUCGUAAGGACAGACAGGGAUCAUCGGGAGAGGGUUCCGAUUCUGGAGACUCUGAUUUCCUGACGUAUGAGGAGGUGACACGAUAUCAGCAAAGGUCUAACGAGAGACCUCGUCUGGUGGUUCUGAUUGGUUCUCUCGGAGGACGCAUCAAUGAACUGAAACAGCGGGUGAUUUCAGAAAACCCACAUCGAUACGCAGUGGCUGUACCACACACCACCCGACCCAGGAAACCUCAUGAGAAGGAAGGGGUGGAGUACCACUUUGUUACCAAGCAGCAAUUUGACGCAGAUGCUUUGAACAACAAGUUCAUAGAACAUGGGGAAUACAAGGAGAAUCAGUACGGCACCAGUAUAGAAGCAAUCCGCUUUGUACAGGCCAAGAAUAAGAUGUGUAUAGUGGAUGUGCAGCCUGAGGCCCUGAAGAGACUGCGGACGGCGGAAUUCAAGCCUUAUGUCAUAUUUGUCAAACCCCGGGUUCCAGAGAGCAGACGCCGCCGCAGUGCUGCAACAUCACCAGGAGGGGGAGACCAUGGUCGCAUUACAGAUGAGGAUAUGCAGGAGAUGCGUCAGUCUGCUCUUCAGAUCGACCAGCAGUAUGGACACCUGGUGGACCGACACCUGAUCAAGGAGGACUCAGCCAGUGCCUGUGCAGAACUGCGAGGUAUACUGGAAAGGCUGGAGCGAGAAUCCUUUUGGGUGCCUGUGGGCUGGGUUCGGACCUGAACCGGAACUUACCUGUUGAGUCUCCUACGAGGAAUUUUGCAGCCCUCCUCUCCUGAAUGUCCAGCCCCCAUCUUUUAAUGAACACAUUUCUGUUUCCUCUCAGAGGACUGAGGGAUGACACACAACCACAACCUGAGGGAGCAAAGGGAGAGGAUGAUGUCAGUGACAGACCUCAUGUGGCGUUCUGUGGACUCCUCCAACUUUUUGACUGUUUGUCUGAAGAUCAGUCUUACCCACUAAUUUCCUGUGUUGUAGUUCGGCAGGUUUUCUUCAAAAUAUUUCAUCUUCAACCCUGGAAACAGACACAAAUACGUAAGUGUUUUUUCUUUCUCACACUGCGGUGUUCAGCAGAGCACGUCACGGCUAAAGUCCCCGAUCAUAGGAUCGUCGUCCGUCAACUUCACUCUGUGUCCUGUUGGGGUAGAUUCAGUAGCAUGUUUUAUUUUUGUACUUAACUGUAAUGCCAGUGGCAGACAGUUGUCUUGGUAAAUUUAGCAGGUCAUGCAUCUGAUCACAUUCAACAGGAAUAUUUACCAUAUGAGUUUAAAGGAAUGCUGUUCAAGGUUCUUUCUGCUCAGCUGUUUAUUUCGGAACAUUAAAAGGAAACAAUAUAUAUAUAUCGAAAGGGAAUGUGAGAACCUUAUUUUCUACCGUUUACUUUCUGUGAAAUGCAUGAAAAAAAGUGGUUAUUUAAUCUCUGGAUGUAAAUAAUGUAAAUGUUCCUCCUUCUCGCGUGCCAACGGAAAAUCUCGUAGCACUUCAAUGCAGCCUGUUCACCUUCAGUCCUGUGUGUUACACACUGCCGUGCACAGUCUGUGUGGAUUGAUGUGAUGGUGUGUGAACUCGUAGUCACGUUACGUGUCUUUUGCCUACAAGGAAGGGUUUUGUAGAGUUUCUGUGCACAUUUUCUAGACAGCAGAUGUGAGGCAGCCACUAACUGUAUUUGUUGUUGAAGGAAAGCAAAGUAAGUUGACUCUCAGGAUGAGUUCUUAGGUCACAGACAAGGUCAUUUGGGGUUAGAGCAGGCAUGGGCUCGGGGGACACAAUUAGUCCUAAAAUUGAACAGGGGGGCGGGGUCACGAGCAGAUAGAUGGAGCGUUCGUGUGAACUGAGAUAAAUUACAUGUAAAAGUCAUACAUAAAGGCUAAAAUGCUAAAAUGCUUUUAUCAUUUUUUACGCCACCUAGUGGGGAAACGUGGGUAAUGCAGAUGUAAUGAUAUAAAUAAAUGAUAUAAUUUUGAAGUUUGGCCGGCUGUAUUAAAACGAUGAUUGCCUUAUCCAGUCCCCGGGCCUUAGUUUGCCCAUGCCUGGGUUAGAGCUAUUUUGUAUUACAUGGUAAAGAUGUCAACUUAUGAAAAGGUCAAGGCCAGAUGUCCAUUUCUGCUUAUAUGAAACUUCCUGGAUGUCAGAGAACCUUCACAGACAUGACAUGGUAUGGUAUUCCUAUGUGAAAAAGUUCAAAUCCUCACUGUUUCUAAGCAUACAUGCAGUUAUACAUACUUACAUGCAGUGUAUCACUUUGCAUCACCAGGCAUGUAUGUUGACAGAUUACUGCAGGCCUCAGGCUCUGAACUGACCUAUGAGCCUGAAAAACACAUCCAGAGCGAGUCAACAAAUGUAGAAACAGUAAUUUAAAAGCGAUAGAAUAGAAUAGAAUAAAAAAAAGAAUAGAAAUAAAAUAAAUAAACUCAUCUCUUGUUUGUGGCACACAAUGAUGUUUACAGUUCACUUCAGUGUGGAACAGUUUUGAAAUGUAAUAGUUUUCUAUGUAAUAAACAACAUUUGGGGUGAAUUAGGAGGAACCUGUCACGAAGAAAAUGGAUUAGUUUCAGAAGCACCUCAAAUUUUAUGCAACUAAAGUCUCAGAUUGUUAUUGAUACCUGAUGGUUAUCACCUUAUAAAUAGCCCAAGACUUUGUGAUUAGACUUACAGAGCCAGUGUUACUAGAAACAACCAUUGCAAUGCCUUUUUUGUUAUUUGCAUCAGCACAAUAACAUUGUGUAGUUCUACUGUAGAGAGGAAAACAACAUAGACACUAGGCGAACCAAUGUGACCUGAGGAGAGUGACGUUCUUCAAACGCACAUCCAGAUUCCACUUAUUUACAGAAAACAUGCAAAGUGGUUCUGAACUUUUUAUGUACUGUAUGAGCUACAAAAAAGAAUGCUGAAUUGGUGAUGUAAUAUGUACAAAGUGCCAUAAUAAAGUUAGCUACAGUAUA